Funneliformis caledonium is the source of this 1251-nucleotide messenger RNA. Lineage: Eukaryota; Fungi; Glomeromycota; Glomeromycetes; Glomerales; Glomeraceae. The record is from the annotation of a GenBank genome assembly.
AUGGGAACGAAAACAUUACCACUUUUGUUUACCGAUAAAGCAAAACCAAUUAAAACAUAUCAUACAUGUGAAUUACAACAAUUAUAUCUUAUUGCUAGGCAUGGUACUCGGUAUCCUACUGAUACUGAUAUUAACUCUUUUAAUGAAUUAGAAAAAAUCUUUCAAAAUGUUCCAUACGCAAAAGACUGGUAUAAAAAUCCAUUCCCGUUAAGGAAGCAAGGAUUAAUAACUUAUAGAGGUGAAAAGGAACACUAUUUAAUGGGAAAAAGAUCACGCAAACGUUAUCAAAAAUUUUGGAAUAAAAAUUUACCUUACGAUCCAAAUGUUAUUUCAUUUCAGAGUACAUCCGUUGCUAGAACUGGUAUGUCCGGGUUUGCUUAUUCUCUUGGUUUAUUAAAUGGGGAAGGAAUUUUAGGAAAAGAUGAAUCUCAAUCUGUUUACAUUUCUUCUACUCCAAAAGCCCAAGACGAAGAAUUAUUGAUGCAUACUUCAUGUCCACGUUGGUUGGAAACAGUUGAAAAAAAUAAUGUCCUUCUUGAAAAUGAAAAGGCCGAAUUUUCCGCCAAAUAUUUAUCCAAAAUCGCUACUCGUAUAUCAGAAUCAUUUCAUAUUACACCAGAACUUACACCUAAACAAGCAGAAGCCAUUUAUAAAGCAUGUGCAUUUGCUAUAUCAUAUUAUGAUGAAACAAGCACUUGGUGUUCUUUACUUAACCAAAAUGAAAUAUUAGAGAUAGAAUAUUAUGGUGACGUGUUAGAUUAUCAUUUAUACUCUUAUGGUAAUGAAUUGAAUGAAAAAUUAGGUUGUAGAUUAAUCAGUAAUAUCAUUAGUAAUAUUGAUAAAUACUUGAUCGGUAAUUCGACUUUAAAAGCUGAUUUGAAAUUUGGUCAUAGUGAAUCUCUUCAAUUCUUAACAACAAUCAUGGGAUUGUAUGAGGAUGAAGUUCCAUUGACAGUUAAUUCACUUCCUGAAAAUAUGUAUAAAAGAAAAUUUAGAACUUCGGCUAUCUUUUAUUUUUCAUCAAGUGUGUAUUUUGAAAUUUAUACAUGCGUUGAAAAAGGCGUUCAUACCUCAACUUAUAUUCAUGCAUUAGUUAAUGAAAAAUCUGUUACUAUACCUGGAUGUGGUUCAAAUUACUGUGAAUGGAAUAAAUUUAAAGAAUUAAUAGCAUCUAAACUUUUAGGCAUUUCAGCUAGUGCACUUUGGCGUUGGAAUAGGAAGAGCAAAAUACAAUCUUCUAGACUUCCUUAG